This is a messenger RNA of Darwinula stevensoni, 1587 nucleotides long. NCBI's taxonomy places the organism in Eukaryota, Metazoa, Arthropoda, Ostracoda, Podocopida, Darwinulidae. The record is from the annotation of a GenBank genome assembly.
AUGUUCACCGGCGAAAAGAAUCUCGUGGACCCUGCAACUCCAACGCAGAUUCGAAAGAACGAAAGUCGAAGAUGCUCAAGUCGAGGACGCUCAAGUCGAGGAUGCUCCUCCCCGAGCAUCCCGCAAGCGAAUGACGUCGGGAUUCGCUCUGAGGGCAACUGCAAAGAUCUCGCAGAGGAAGUCUGCGAGGAAAAAACGUCAGCCCUGUUAUGUCAUUCCUGCUCCGGUGUGGACUGCGAUGAAGACGCGAGCGAACACAUGACAGAGAACUGCGAUAAUUUAAUUAUUGUCCCAGGCAAACAAUUCUACUGCGGCACAGGAUACACCGACGAUACCAAAGAGGAAGUGGUGAGGAGGAGGUGCAUCCAAGAUGUCCCCGGAAGGGAAGGCUGCUUCUCAUCUCAGAUCAUCCCAGGAGCAAAUUACGCGCGGCUUUGCUCUGAGGACCUCUGCAAUAAUCCCAUGGAUGAAGACUGUGAGGAAGAAACAUCGGGACUACAAUGCUAUUCCUGCAGCGGCGUGGACUGCGACAAAGAUAUGGACAAACAGGAAAUGGAGAACUGCGAUCAACUUGUCAUCGUUCCAGGCAAACAAUACUACUGCGGCACCGGAUACACCGACGAAACCAAAGAAAAAGUGGUGAGGAGGAUGUGCAUCCCAGACCUCCCCGGAAGCGAAGGCUGCUUCGCCUCCCAGAUCAUCCCAGGAGCAAAUUACGUGCGGCUUUGCUCUGAGGACUUCUGCAAUAAUCCCACGGAUGAAGUCUGUGAGGAAGAAACAUCGGGACUACAAUGCUAUUCCUGCAGCGGCGUGGACUGCGACAAAGAUAUGGACAAACAGGAAAUGGAGAACUGCGAUCAACUUGUCAUCGUUCCAGGCAAACAAUACUACUGCGGCACCGGAUACACCGACGAAACCAAAGAAAAAGUGGUGAGGAGGAUGUGCAUCCCAGACCUCCCCGGAAGCGAAGGCUGCUUCGCCUCCCAGAUCAUCCCAGGAGCAAAUUACGUGCGGCUUUGCUCUGAGGACUUCUGCAAUAAUCCCACGGAGGAAGUCUGCGACAGUUCCGCAUCGGGACUACAAUGCCAUUCCUGCAGCGGCGUGGACUGCGACAAAGAUAUGGACAAACAGGAAAUGGAGAACUGCGAUCAACUUGUCAUCGUUCCAGGCAAGCAAUACUACUGCGGCACCGGGUACACGGACGGUACCAGAGCAAACAUCGUGAGGAGGAUGUGCAUCCUAUACGAACCCGAAGAAGAAGGCUGCUUCGGCUCCGAGAUCAUCCCCAACGCCAACUACGUCCGGCUCUGCUCUGAGGACUUCUGCAACCACCUGGAGAAGGAAAACUGCGACAGUGCUGCCAUCCAGAAAGUCGCCUCUGUUCUCUUCGUCUCCAGUCUCGUCACUGUGAUCCUCGCUGUUUGAUGUUUUGCAUGAAGACCUGCGCUGCCGUUCGCUUGGAGUCGACCACAAAUAAAUUUUCUACCUUGAACAGGACUGAUUCUUUGUAGGAAUUGAACAGAGUUGAAUGCAAAUUCUCUUCUUUCGAUCUCUAUUAUUUUACUCAAUAAAAAAUUCCUCCGAUAC